AUGGGGGGGACAGCUCAGUCAGGAGAUGGUGCUCUUGUUGGUGGACCAGUGAGCCGGCUAAGUGGCACAAUGACCGGCACCCUUAAACCUCAACAACUAGAGGGCAGGAUAUGUGGGGAGGAGCAAAGCGGAGCUACUAGUCUAGAACGGGGAGAUGAGCACCAUGAGCGCCAGGCAAGUCUGGCCGAGUCUGGCUCCGAACCAGGCCGGCCCCCGCGCUCCCUCCUCCGCCAGCUGCAGGUCUUAAGCCAGCCCGACCCCAGGGUCUCCCGGCGAGGGGAGGGAAUGAGCCAUAACGAGGGCAGGCGCCGCUUCCGCCGGAAGUGCCCUCCCCGCCUUCCCAAUAUGGCGACUGCAGGAGCCGGGUUCGCACUUCCGGCAGGAGGAGCCACGUCUAGAGCUGCCUGGCCGCAGGUGAGCCGGGGCCGAGGCGACUGCCGUGGGCCCGAGGGAGCUGGGAGGAAGGGAAGGCGAGGGCGGCGUCCUGGCCUCGGCCCCGGCCCGGGCCCGCGGCAGCGGGGAGCCCGAGGGCGUGGCGGGGCUGGGCGGAGAGCCGAGAGUCCGGCUUCCCCGCAGGCAUGGCCCGGGGCUAGAAGGAAGCACCUCCAGCUUCCCGGUCCCCACCCCUGGCCGGGCCCUGGCGCAGGGCCGCAGCCCCCGGGUACGCCUCCGCAGCCAGGCUCAUCCACAGGGGGGCACCCACCCCCAACCCCGCGGCUCCCUCAGGGCUGUGCCGCGCGGCUCCCCCCCCCCCCCCCCCCCCCCGGGAAUAGCCCCACCUCUCCCCGGGCCUCAGUUUCCUUCUGUGUCACAUAA
Messenger RNA from Trichosurus vulpecula (common brushtail), 816 nucleotides. RefSeq names its product formin-like protein 5. Bases 1 to 816 code for a protein of 271 amino acids. NCBI's taxonomy places the organism in Eukaryota, Metazoa, Chordata, Mammalia, Diprotodontia, Phalangeridae. The transcript is spliced from 3 exons. The record is from RefSeq and is a predicted model, not a curated record.